Messenger RNA from Dreissena polymorpha, 3012 nucleotides. Its product is annotated as FAD-dependent oxidoreductase domain-containing protein 1-like. Gene Ontology annotation, molecular function: oxidoreductase activity. Gene Ontology annotation, cellular component: cytoplasm. Lineage: Eukaryota; Metazoa; Mollusca; Bivalvia; Myida; Dreissenidae. Bases 39 to 1490 code for a protein of 483 amino acids. The record is from RefSeq and is a predicted model, not a curated record. The transcript is spliced from 11 exons.
AAGUCACAUUGCAGAAGGCUGGGUACCAACACCAAACCAUGCUUCAAGCCUUUGCUAGGAGAGCUCCCUCCAUAUCUGUCAGAGCAAGAUGUCUGUGCACCAAGCCACCAACCUCCCCUGGACCUCCCGAGCGCGAGUAUGUCCAACCCUCGACGGAAGAGAAGUCAGCUCUAAAGAUAUUGAAGGACGAGUUCAGGCCGCUAUUCACAGGUGAAGCAGUCGGCGUUGAAAAGGCCGUCCCUCGACGUACUGAUGUUCUGAUCAUUGGUGGAGGUCUAGUUGGCACCGCAGCGGCAUAUUUUCUCAAAGCCCAUGGGGAAAUGUUUGAUGUGACGAUUGUGGAACGUGACUAUGGGUACACCAGGGCCUCUACCAUGCUGUCAUGUGGUGGGGUCAGACAUCAGUUCACCAUCCCAGAGAAUGUGCAGAUGUCCAUGUUCACGACAGAGUUCCUGAAACACUACAAAGAGCACCUUACUGUUCUAGGACAAGACCCCCCACAUGUGGACUUCCAUCACCAGGGUUACCUGUUCCUGGCACCUGAGAAUCGAGCCCAGCUGCUGCUAGACUGUGUCAAGAUGCAAAGGGCACAAGGAGCGAAGACAGUGAUACUGUCCAAGGCACAGCUGGCAGAGAAAUACCCUUGGAUGAAUCUGGAUGGCAUAGAAUGUGCAUCAUACGGCACAGAGGGUGAGGGGUGGUUUGAUCCCUGGCAGCUGGUACAUGCGCUCAAGGGCAAGAAUAUACAGCUGGGCGUUAGGUACUGCCAGGGUGAGGUGGUGAAAUUCAGAUACGAUUCUGUACCACUGUACACAUCUGGUGGCAUUGCCGAGAAGAAGAGAAUCCUCGGAGUGGAUGUUGACCAUCCGGAUGGAAAGCGAUAUGGGUGCGAUGCAGCGGUAAUCAUUAACAGUGCGGGCCCAUGGGCUGGGGAGGUAGCCCGAAUGGCAGGAAUAGGAGUGGACGUGUUCCCAGAAUUACCCGUGGAGCCGAGAAAGCGGUACGUGUACACGGUACACUGCCCAGAUGGUCCCACUCUGGAUUGCCCAUUUCUGAUUGACACGUCCGGGGCGUACAUACGUAGAGAGGGCCUGGGUGGGAACUACAUCUGUGGGGCAUCUCCAUCAGAGGAGGCAGAGCCUAGCAUUGCCAAUCUUGAUGUAGAUUACGAAUUCUACCAGGAGGUCGUGUGGCCCAGCAUUGCUCACAGGGUACCAGCCUUCAACAACUCUAAGCUCAAAUGUGCCUGGGCUGGUUACUACGACUACAACACAGUCGAUCAGAAUCUCAUAAUUGGCUCGCACCCGGAGUACCGUAACUUCCUGUUUGCCAACGGCAUGAGCGGACAUGGCGUACAGCAGGGGCUAGCUAUUGGACGCGCAUUGUUUGAGUAUAUCUACUACUCCAAGUAUAAGACCAUAGACCUCUCCAUGUUUGACUUUGCGAGGUUUGCAGAGAGAAGACCUAUUCUAGAACAGGCAAUUGUUUAGCAGUAUUUUGGUGGGUUGUGACUUUCUAUUUUACUCAAGGAUGAUUUUAAGUUGAAUUUUUGACUGAAGUAUCGUAUGAAAUCUCACAUUUUCCACAGAUGAAUGCUCAUGCUUGUUUUUUAAUUAUCACCAAAAGUGAUACAAAUUUAGUGGUCCUCAUGUAAAUUAUCUCGAAUUUUUUUUAUAUGGAUGGUAUCUGUUACAGGUUUAAACAUUUAUUGAAUCGCUCUUGAAUAUUUUUUAUGAAUUAAUGAUGCAAAUAUGAGAAACAAUUUUAAAAUGAAUCGUUUACCAAUUGUCACCAAGAAGUGUUGAGUUGUUCCUACAUGUAACUUGUACCAUACAAACAUGAAAAAUGUAGAUUUUAAAAGUAUGUACUAUUGUAUUAUGUGUUUGUAAAAGGGUUGUAAACAGUUCUCUUCACAGAAACAUCAAUAUUAUUCAACGCCAUGUAAUUUUUUUAUACUUGCCUUUUUAGCUCAUCUAUUUUUUGAAAAAAAAUUAUGAGCUAUUGUCAUCACCUUGGCGUCGGCGUCUGCGUCGGCGUCCGGUUAAGUUUUGCGUUUAGGUCCACUUUUCUCAGAAAGUAUCAAUGCUAUUGCAUUCAAACUUGGUAUACUUACUUACUAUCAUGAGGGGACUGGGCAGGCAAAGUUAGAUAACUCUGGCGUUCAUUUUGACUGAAUUAUGUGCCCUUUUUAUACUUAGAAAAUUGAAAAUUUUGGUUAAGUUUUGCGUUUAGGUCCACUUUUUUCAGAAAGUAUCAAUGCUAUUGCAUUCAAACUUGGUACACUUACUAACUAUCACGAGGGGACUGGGCAGGCAAAGUAAGAUAACUCUGGCGUGCAUUUUGACAGAAUUAUGUGCCCUUUUUAUACUUAGAAAAUUGAAAAUUUUGGUUAAGUUUUGUGUUUAGGUCCAUUUUAUUCCUUAAGUAUGAAAGCUAUUGCUUUCAUACUUGCAACACUUACUAACUAUCAUAAGGGGACUGUGCAGGCAAAGUAAUGUAACUCUGACUGGCAUUUUGACAGAAUUAUGUGCCCUUUUUAUACUGAGAAUAUUGAAAGUUUGGUUAAGUUUUGUGUUUUGGUCCACUUUACCCCUAAAGUAUCAUAGAUAUUGCUUUCAUACUUGGAACACUCGCAAACUAUCAUAAGGGUACAGUAAAAGGACAAGUUGCAUAACUCUGGAUGUCAUUUUUACGGAAUUAUGGCCCUUUUUUGACUUAGUAACUUUGAAUAUAUGGUUAAAUUUUGUGUUUCGAUCCACUUUACUUCUUAAGUAUUAAGGCUAUUGCUUUCAAACUUCAAAUACUUUCAUGCUAUCAUGAGGUUACUGUACCUGGCAAGUUGAAUUUUACCUUGACCUUUGAAUGACCUUGACUCUCAAGGUCAAAUUAUUAAAUUUUGCUAAAAUUGCCAUAACUUAUUUAUUUAUGAUUAGAUUUGAUUGAUACUUUGACAAAACUACUCUUACCUGACAUACCACAAUAGACUCAACCAAACCAUCGCCCGUGCCCCCC